AUGAGGCAUCAUUCAAACUUGCGCAAGUUCUUCGACUUAACAACUUUGUCAAGCUCAGAACCACGCCAGGCGCCCAAGCCGCAGCCGAUGGGAAACUUUCCCCUAAUAUUCCUCUUCACGACCUGCGCUUUAUGCGCCGUGUUCCUCCUGUGGAGACGUGCAUCCGCGCUGCGCACUGUCGUGGCCCAUCAGCUGAAUACAUGGACCCGGAAAGAGGGAGCGGUCCGCCUGUCGGAAGACGACGGGCCUCCUGCGCAUGAGUUUUUGGAUGACGACUACGACGAUGAUCGCGAGCGUAUUCCGGAUGAUGAACCAUUAGCCGCUGCAAUAGAGCGAACGAGAUCCAACGAUGCUGGCCAGGAGGUUUUUGGAACAGCCAGCGCGGACGCCGUCGACCCAAGUAGAAAUGCCCCUCCCACACCUCCUCCCAAACCGUAG
Messenger RNA from Fibroporia radiculosa, 438 nucleotides. RefSeq lists its product as uncharacterized. The transcript is spliced from 2 exons. Bases 1 to 438 code for a protein of 145 amino acids. The record is from RefSeq and is a predicted model, not a curated record. NCBI's taxonomy places the organism in Eukaryota, Fungi, Basidiomycota, Agaricomycetes, Polyporales, Fibroporiaceae.